Messenger RNA from Plasmodium gallinaceum, 1029 nucleotides. Its product is annotated as peptide chain release factor, putative. The record is from RefSeq and is a predicted model, not a curated record. The coding region runs from base 1 to 1029 and encodes 342 amino acids. Gene Ontology annotation, biological process: translational termination. Gene Ontology annotation, molecular function: translation release factor activity. The transcript has a single exon. Lineage: Eukaryota; Apicomplexa; Aconoidasida; Haemosporida; Plasmodiidae.
AUGAAUUUCAUUUUAAUUUUGAUAUAUAUAUUUUUUUCGAUUAUGUCUAUUAAAUGUAAAAAUAUUGCACUUUUAAGAAGUUAUUUUUUUUUAUCUAAAAAUGUAAAACAAAUAAACAAGAAAUACUUAAGUUCUUAUAUAAAAAAAGAUGUAGAAAAUUAUUCAAAAUAUUUUAAAAAUUCAUGUUCCUUAAUUUUAUCAUCAGGAACAGGUGGAACUGAGGCAUGUGAUUUUUGUAAUAUGUUGUAUAAUAUGUAUAUGAAAUAUUUAUCGAAAAUUAAAAAUAAAAAAAAUAUAAAAUACGAAGUUAUUGACAUAAGUAAAAAUGAAGUAGGUCUCAAAAAGGUAGAAAUAAAAAUAGAAGGAGAAUAUAGUUUUUAUAAUUUUGUUUCAGAAAAAGGAAUUCAUAGAUUAGUAAGAUAUUCUCCAUUUAAUGCACAAAAUAAGAGAAUGACUUCUUUUGUAAAAGUUGAUGUAAUCCCAACUUUGAAUUAUAAUGAUGUUAAUAUAAUAAAUUUUUUAAACAAUGCUGAAAAAACUUCAUCAAAAAAUAAUAAAACAUUAGAAAAAGAAAAAAAUAAUAAUAAUAAUAAUAAUAAUAAUAAUAAUAAUAAAAUGAAUGAAAUUACAAUAAAUAAAAGCGAUUUAGUAAUUCAAACAAUGAGAUCUGGUGGUAAGGGGGGGCAAAAUGUUAACAAAGUUGAAACUGCUGUUAGAAUUUUACAUAAACCGACCAAUAUUUCAGUAAAAGUAUCAAAUGAAAGAUCACAAAUUUUAAAUAAAAGAAUUGCUUUAAAAAGCAUAUAUGAAAAACUACUGUAUUUACAAAUGGAAGCAUUAAAAAAUAAAAAAUAUGAAUUAGCUAACAAAAGUUUAACUCACUUUGGAGAACAAAUAAGAAAUUAUAUUUUAUAUGGCAAUAAAAUGAUAAAGGAUACAAGAACAAAUGUUUAUUCAUGUGAUAUUGAUAAAGUUUUGUUACAAGGAGAAAUUGAUUUAUUUAUAGAUGCUUAUCAAAAAUAUAUAUAA